Molecule: messenger RNA, 627 nt
Organism: Platichthys flesus (European flounder)
Lineage: Eukaryota; Metazoa; Chordata; Actinopteri; Pleuronectiformes; Pleuronectidae
Product: transcription factor Ovo-like 2
Exons: 3
Coding region: 1-516 (171 amino acids)
Biological process (GO): epidermal cell differentiation; regulation of transcription by RNA polymerase II
Cellular component (GO): nucleus
Molecular function (GO): DNA-binding transcription factor activity, RNA polymerase II-specific; RNA polymerase II cis-regulatory region sequence-specific DNA binding
Source: RefSeq, a predicted model, not a curated record
AUGCCUCUGCCCCAUCCUUCCCCAGGCUCAGGCGACUUUGUGUGCUCAUUGUGCCACAAGAUAUUCCCUCUGCAGCGCAUGUUAACCCGCCACCAAAAGUGCCACAGCUUGGUGAAGAAACACCCUUGUCGAUUCUGUGGCAAAGGAUUCAAUGAUACCUUUGACCUCAAAAGGCAUAUGCGAACACACACAGGUAUUCGUCCCUACAAGUGUGAGCUGUGUGAGAAAGCCUUCACUCAGCGCUGCUCUCUGGAAUCCCACAUGAGGAAGAUUCACAGCGUUCACCAACAGUAUGCCUAUCGCCAGAGACGCUCCAAGAUUUUUGUCUGUGAGGAUUGUGGUUACACCUCAAGCCGCCCUGAUGAGUAUUUCCUUCAUGUGAGACAGUGCCACCCUGGUAGUCCCGCCUUACGCAGGUACUACCGCCGCCAGUCUCAUGACAACAGCAGCUUUGCAUCAACAGACUGUAAACUUAGUACCUAUUUGCAGUACUCAACCCCUGCAUACUACAUGUAGAGUUCAUUAUGCUUAUGAUUAUACAUUUGAUUGUACUGAAGCUGAACCACAAGCCAUCAGUAAUACCUGUUUUUUUUGUUGUAAGUUUUCAAGAUGUGUCCAUGACUUUAA